Colossoma macropomum (tambaqui) is the source of this 4760-nucleotide messenger RNA. RefSeq names its product LARGE xylosyl- and glucuronyltransferase 1. Gene Ontology annotation, molecular function: xylosyltransferase activity; glucuronosyltransferase activity. The coding region runs from base 796 to 3060 and encodes 754 amino acids. Lineage: Eukaryota; Metazoa; Chordata; Actinopteri; Characiformes; Serrasalmidae. The transcript is spliced from 15 exons. Gene Ontology annotation, biological process: protein O-linked glycosylation via mannose. The record is from RefSeq and is a predicted model, not a curated record.
GCCAUUGGACUGCUCUCCGUUGUCAGGACUGGAGGAGGCCGGGAAGAAUUUGUGUGUUGGUGGCCGCCUUGGAAGUCCGACACACAAUCACUGCCUUGGAAAUAAGUCUUCCGCCAGAGGGAUUCCUGUGCUUUUUAAACAACACACCCAGUACACGACUCCGUUUAGAGGAUAUAGGUAAUGAGUGGAGACAUUAACUUACCACAGACUGUAACGCGAACGUUACUUCUUUAUACUAAACUACCGCAGUGCUAGCAAUCCGUGAGCGUAAUUUUAGAGUAUGAAGGGCUCUGGUAGGUAGACUCACGGCUUAGCAACACGUUUUAGAAAUUGGCCCACAAGUGUUUUUUCCUUAUCGGUCCGAGGAGAAGAGUCAGUUUCAGAGGCGAUGUUUAGAAGCGUUAGCACAUGCUAGCAUAUGGAAAGGCUUUAUUUUGGGUAACGGUAGCUAGGCUAGCUCGCUAGCUGCCUCCGUGGGAACAACAACAGUAGCAGCGUUAGAGCUGUUGGAGCCGAGCUCGGCUUUCAGCGCUGACUGUCGGGGUGACACACAGCCAGCUGGCGCUCGACAUGGUGGAAACCUAAUAAUAGACAGUGCCUGGAGAAAGAAACCGGUGUUUCUGACUUGUGGACGAUAUUUUAUUCCAUUGCUUGGCACUGAAAACCUAUUGAGAGGAGAGGAGAAGUCGACACCUGUUCACUCUCUCAGACCGUGCCAUGUACCUCCUGGCAAACAGCUGUUGCCCACGUAGAGGUCUCUCAGCCUCCUGAUCGUGUCCUCUUCGGCCCCAGAGGAUGCUGGGAAUUUGUCGUGGGCGCAGGAAGUUCCUGGCUGCGUCCCUCGCCCUGCUCUUCAUCCCAGCACUCACUUGGCUCUACCUGUCUGCUGCCAACUUUACAGUGAAGCCGCUGCCUCUCUCUCCGCUAGAUCCUCAGUCCUCUACUCUGGUAGGUGGACCUGGUGAACGGCAGGCUCUGGAGCUGCGGGUUCGAGAGGUGGAGGAAGAGAACCGUGCACUGAGAAGAGAGCUGAGCCAGCCGCCCAGAAACCCUACCCGCACUAACCACCAUGGCAAUGGCAAUCAAUCACAUCCACACUCCACGGAGGAAGGUACUGGCGAUAGCGAAGCACAGAAAGUGUUCUCCACAGGCAACAGCUCCAGCUGUGUCCAACAGCCUGUUGUGGACAAAUGUGAGACCAUUCAUGUUGCCAUUGUGUGUGCGGGAUACAAUGCAAGUCGAGACGUGGUGACGCUGGUCAAGUCUGUGCUGUUCCAUAGGCGAAACCCUCUCCACUUCCACUUCAUCACUGACUCGAUCGCCCAGCAGAUCUUGGCCUCCCUCUUCCACACAUGGAUGGUGCCUGCUGUCCGGGUGAACUUCUAUGAUGCCGAUGAACUAAAGUCUGAGGUGUCAUGGAUCCCCAACAAGCAUUACUCUGGUAUCUACGGCCUGAUGAAGCUGGUUUUGACGAAGACGCUGCCUUCUGACCUGCAGAAAGUCAUCGUUCUGGAUACUGACAUCACUUUCGCCACGGACAUCGCUGAGCUAUGGGCUGUUUUUCAUAAGUUCAAAGGUCAGCAGGUGCUGGGGCUGGUGGAGAAUCAGAGUGAUUGGUAUUUGGGGAAUCUGUGGAAGAACCAUCGGCCUUGGCCUGCUCUAGGCAGAGGAUUCAACACAGGUGUGAUUCUCCUGCUGUUGGAUCGUUUGAGGAAGCUCAGAUGGGAGCAGAUGUGGAGAUUGACAGCAGAGAGGGAGCUGAUGAGCAUGCUGUCAACAUCACUAGCAGAUCAGGAUAUCUUCAAUGCUGUUAUCAAACAGAACCCCUUCCUGGUUCACCAGCUGCCCUGCUUCUGGAACGUCCAGCUGUCUGAUCACACCCGCUCCGAGAAGUGCUACAAAGAUGUGUCCGACCUCAAGGUGAUCCACUGGAACUCUCCUAAGAAGCUGCGGGUGAAGAACAAGCAUGUGGAGUUUUUUAGGAACCUUUAUCUGACCUUCCUGGAGUAUGAUGGAAACCUGUUGAGGAGGGAACUCUUUGGCUGCCCGAGUGAGACUGACCACAACAGUGAAAAUCUCCAGAAGACUCUACUGGAGCUUGAUGAAGACGACCCGUGUUAUGAGUUCCGACGGGAGCGUUUCACCGUUCACCGCACACAUCUAUACUUCCUGCAUUACGAGUACCAGCCCAGCGCCGACCAGACUGACGUCACCCUAGUGGCCCAGCUCUCUAUGGACAGGCUGCAGAUGCUGGAGGCCAUCUGUAAACACUGGGAGGGUCCCAUCAGUCUGGCUCUUUAUCUGUCUGAUGCUGAGGCCCAGCAGUUCUUGCGCUACGCUCAGGGCUCUGAGGUGCUCAUGAGCAGGAGCAACGUGGGAUACCACAUCGUCUAUAAGGAGGGCCAGUUCUACCCGGUUAACCUGCUGCGCAACGUCGCCAUGAGGCAGGUCAACACCCCCUACAUGUUCCUGUCUGACAUCGACUUCUUACCCAUGUAUGGACUCUACGAGUACCUCAGAAAGUCGGUGGUGCAGCUGGACAUGGCAAAUACUAAGAAGGCUCUGGUGGUGCCUGCAUUUGAGACACUGCGUUACCGGCUGUCCUACCCCAAAUCCAAGGCUGAGCUUCUGUCUCAGCUUGACAUGGGGACGCUAUUCACCUUCAGGUAUCAUGUAUGGACAAAAGGCCACGCUCCGACUAACUUUGCGAAAUGGCGAACAGCCACAACGCCAUACAGAGUGCAGUGGGAGGCAGACUUUGAGCCGUAUGUGAUGGUGAGGAGGGACUGUCCUGAGUAUGACCGCAGAUUUGUGGGAUUCGGCUGGAACAAAGUAGCCCACAUUAUGGAGCUGGAUGCACAGGAAUAUGAGUUUGUGGUUCUGCCGAACGCCUACAUGAUCCACAUGCCUCAUGCGCCCAGCUUCGACAUCACCAAGUUCCGAUCCAAUAAGCAGUACCGCGUUUGCCUCAAGACUCUGAAAGAGGAGUUUCAGCAGAACAUGUCCCGACGCUAUGGUUUUGCUGCCCUCAAAUACAUGACUGCAGACAACAACAGCUAGCGAAGCCGGCUCGUGUUUUACACUUUUGAGCUGGUACCAUUAGAGAUCAAAGUUAGGUGGCAAUGUAGGCCCAUAAUGGACCUAAUACUCUGAUAAUGGACACUUGAGAUAAUAAGAAGUCAGAGGGUUGUGCUUAUCCAUUCUGUCAUUCAGGGAGCUGACAUGACCAUUGUGACACUUUGUCACUGCUUUGGAAAUAGAAGAAGUGCAAUAUCUCACGUCUUCAGUUGGACACCAUAGGGGUUAAAUGGUUAACACUGGAUGAGUUCAGUCAAGCCCCUCUAUGAAACGCAAUUGGGACAUCAUUAACAACUGGGUAGGCAGUGUUUUGCCAUGGUAACCUGCAUAUAGCUACAUAGGAAAGCAGCUCUGCAGGGACUUAAUCAAAUGAGGACUCAAGAGGACUCGGACGCCCAGAAACAGAAGGUGGUGUAUUUGUGUCCAGUCAGUGGCCACCUUUUUUGCAGUAUUAGCUGUCAGUGGAAGGUGGACACAAGGAGAUCUCUGAUCAGGCAUUUAACUGGUAAAACUAGGAAAAGCUGUAACUAGUAUCUUAUUGCUAAAAGUGACUGGUAAAGCAUUAAUGACAUUUUCUUUAGAUCUUCUAUAGAGGACAAUGCAUUGUUACCCACAAGAACUGUUUAACAAAUAGUUUUAGAUUUCAAAGCAAUGGACUUGUGCAGAAAAAAACUUUCUCUCUCAGAGGCACUGUGGCUCAAGAAUAAGACCUUGGUGCAUAGUAACUGCUCUACGUUUGGAGGAAGUCAGGCUAUCUGUAUUGACAAUCCAGAUGCGAGAUGGCAAACACACAGGAAAAACCCAAAAUGACCGAGUCACUCCAACACCGUCCUUUUCUUUUAAUGCAAAAACUCGAGUAUUACACAGCAGUAUUAUGUUUUGUCCUAGGACUAAUUGUCCUAAAAUUUCAAAUGGAUUAUUUUUGUUGUCAUUAUCAUGUAUCAGUAAUGUGUUUACAUGUCUUGCAGCUGCAUAAGCAAGCUAACAGAAAUGCACUAACUCCAUAGUGGAGUCAGAAUGAGAAGAUAUAUGUGUGUGUGUGUGUGUGUAUGGUUGGUGGGUUGUGACACUAAGAAUACACAGGGCAGCAUUGGAAAUGUAAGACAGCUGUUACUGCCAGUAUAUGAGGUACAUACAAUUGUGCACCACUUGGCAGGGAAAGUUUGCACUUCUUUCUGUCUAUCCCUAUGGUUAAGCUCAUGCACCAUGAGGUGAUGAAAAACUUACGGAGACGUCCUGUCCCAGCCAUUCAUGUUAAAAUCCAAAUCCAAUAGGCCUGACCAUAAAAUAUCAAAACUAGGAUUACUUUAUUAAGGAGGAAAAAACCCUAAGCCCCUCUCUUUCUGAGAAAAUGUGGAAAUAGUUUGAUUGUGCAUUAACAUUGGCAGAAAUGUGGUACCCAUCAGUACCUGCUGAAUGUUGCUAUGAGUAAGUGGCCUGGAGUUUGUUUAGAACUUCAAAUCAAAAUAGCUGGGACACGCUCUUGUAACAGGGAUGAGCAAGACUGCUGACAAGUUUAAAAAGUAUGUGUAUUUCAGUUUUGUAUUGUGCAGACAGGGUUGAUGUGUGUAUGUGUGCGUGUUUUGAACAGCUUUGGAUAUGAGACAGUGACUAGACCUAAGUGUGCAGGACAGCACUGACAGUUUUUUUUUCUGCUACAUCAAUAAAAAAACUGGAAAAAA